Messenger RNA from Dreissena polymorpha, 1929 nucleotides. RefSeq lists its product as uncharacterized. Gene Ontology annotation, cellular component: nucleus. Lineage: Eukaryota; Metazoa; Mollusca; Bivalvia; Myida; Dreissenidae. The record is from RefSeq and is a predicted model, not a curated record. Gene Ontology annotation, molecular function: DNA binding. The coding region runs from base 100 to 1929 and encodes 609 amino acids. The transcript is spliced from 2 exons.
CCUCAUUCUCAUACUUUCGUGUCUUCUCAUUGGAUUCGUGCUCAUUUUAAUACGUCAUUAUCGCUGUCACCAAAUACUGCACGUGCCCGGUUUCUAUGCAUGUUGAUCGAGCUUUUACAACUGUUGUGUAUUUUGCCGUGGAAAAUGCGAUUUAAACAGCCGAACCCUACCAAAAUACCGGAUCAUAAAUAUCGUAGGUACAGUCCAGAAUCCCUCAAAAAUGCAUAUGCUGCGGUAAAGGAGAACGGGAUGCCAGUUAAAAGGGCUGCAUUGACAUAUAAUGUGCCAAUUCAAACAUUAAGAGAUCGUGUAAAAGGGAAAGUAGAUCCAUUUAAUAUUGGAUUGGGCUCCGAGUUAAUCUUUUCAAAAGAAGAGGAAACGGGUUUGGUGGAGCAUCUGGAGAGCAUGUCCCAGCUCGGAUAUGGUUACACCAAUGUACAGGUCCAGCACCUGGCUGGGGAACUGGCCGAACAUUUAGGGAAACGCCCUACCAACAAGCCAUUAAGUAUAAAUUGGUUGUAUGGCUUUCUAAAGAGAUGGACAGGCAGGCUCUCUUCCAUAAAACCACGCGCCCUGGAUAGUGGCCGUGCGAAAAACUCAACGCCGGAGAUCGUUGAAAGCUACUUCAAAAACCUCGGGGAAGUAGUGGAGAAACACAAUCUGACCGACAAACCUCAUCUCAUCUACAACAUAGAUGAAACCGGGAUUCAACCCGAACACAGGCCCCCUAAUGUCAUCGCUGCCACUGGCAGUAAGCCGCAGGCUGUUACCUCGCCCCGCUCAACAACCACGACAUUAAUCGCAUGCGCUAACGCAGCCGGUAAUCAUAUACCACCAUUUUUCGUCUUCAAAGGGAAACGAAGCAACCCUGAACUAAUGAACGGCUCGUCACCUGGUUCGAAAUUCACAAUGUCCGAAAGUGGCUGGUCAAAUGCCGAAAUAUUCCAGCAUUAUUUGAAGGACCAUUUCCUCCCGAAUGUAUGCAGGGGUUCAACGGACCAAGCGCCGAUACUUGUCAUUUAUGACGGCCACUCCUCGCAUGUUUCCAGGCAACUUACUGAAUGGGCCAAAGCAGAGAAUAUCAUCCUCUUUGUUUUGCCUGCCCACACAUCGCACAUCCUGCAGCCUCUGGACGUGUCGAUUUUCGGCCCAUUCAAAUCAUAUUACUACCGUGAAUGUGCCAAGUUUAUGCAGGAGCACAUUGGUGAAACUGUCACGAAAUAUAUGAUGGCGAAAAUUGCUUGCAAAGCGUAUCUAAAGGCCAUGGUUCCAGCCAACAUAGUCGCAGGCUUCCGAAAAACUGGCAUUUUCCCAUGCUGCCCAGAGGUUGUUCCUGCAGAUAAGCUUUAUCCAAGCGAAGCCUUCCGAGAGACAUCACCCCUGUUCAAAAUUAUGGAAAUUAAAUCCGGAAAAGAAGCAGUUGAAAAGUACCUCUUGUUGAAGGCUGAAAAAAAGUUUACAUGCGUCUGCCAGGCCUCUAAGCAACCUAAAGCCAAAAACACAAAACCCAAGCCAGGGGGGAAGGCUAUUACAGAAGAAGCAUAUGCUGAGGAGCUGCAAACAUACGAUAAAGAAAACGCAACUCCCAGUACAUCAACAACCUCAACGCAUGCAACAACAACAUCGACGAAAAAAGGCAAAACCUGCAGAAAGCGCCUAUCGGAAUCUCAAUCCCAAAACAAGUCUACUGCCACAGCAAAAGACGCAUUGUGCAGUGAUUCUGAGAUGGAGUUCGAGCCGGAAGAAAAAGACCUGUGCUGCGUCUGCAGGAUGAUAUCGCCACCAAACCUGCCCGACUCGACGUUCUUAAAAAUCCUCACGUGGGGCGAGUGCGCCAUUUGCAGCCACUGGGUGCACCUAAAAUUCUGCACGAAAACGCGCGUUGUAAGGAGAAACGACCGUUUCGUAUGCCCUAAUUGUGAAGUUUAG